Messenger RNA from Haliotis rufescens (red abalone), 2033 nucleotides. RefSeq names its product transmembrane protein 26-like. The transcript is spliced from 3 exons. NCBI's taxonomy places the organism in Eukaryota, Metazoa, Mollusca, Gastropoda, Lepetellida, Haliotidae. The record is from RefSeq and is a predicted model, not a curated record. The coding region runs from base 329 to 1585 and encodes 418 amino acids.
CUCGCAUGCACCAAACAGCCACAAGAGCGCCCCGGUGUGAGGGUAGCUACGAGGCGGGGCUAAGAGCCUAGAUGUAGCAUCGUGUUACAAGCCAAUGGGUAAACUAGGAUAAAUACCCGACUAGUGGGUACCGGCUCCCAAUACCUUACUUCAGGGGCGGGAGACCGAAUCUAUGCGGAACUAAAUCUCGAGGGGUGAGACAAGGUGCUCACCUACAUUCAACAGCAGUCCCUCCGUUUGUACUGAAACAGGUCGGCCGCGCUGAGUCGUCCUCGUGUAGAACGUGUGUAUAGACAAACUGGGCACCUGGGUUUAAUCCUACGAAUGCAUGAUGGCCACGAUGAAUAUAAUCAAGGCGGUGACCGUUAGAUUGGUAUUGUUUUUGCACACUAUUGUGGCCAUCUGGAGAGUGACCGAUGUCUGGCAGAAUGACCAGUUCUGGCUACUGACACUGGCCACAGUGCCUUUCAUUAUAGAAGGAAUAUACGUGGUUGUGAAGAAAGAGGGCAUCGAGUGGAAAUGGCUCUGUCCGUGUUUCCUCUUCUUCCUGAUGAGCACGAUGCCAGCUAUUUGGCUCCUGGAGAUCAGUCGCCAAGGAACGUUCGCCACCACCAACAUCACCGCCGUCACCGACAUCGCCAUUGCAGGGGUCCGAGUCCCGAUUCGAUUAACUCCUGACACCUGGGUCUUGAUUAUUGAGGAGAGCCUGCUGUAUCUGAUGAUCCUGGGUCGAUGGCUCCUUCCCCGGGGUGAAGUCAGUCGGGAGCAACUCUCCCAGCUUCUCUUCAGCUUCCUCGCCAUCGCCUCGGAUAUCAUGGAGUUGUUCUCUCUGUUUGAUGAAGACGUCGUGAGAGGCAGCAUCGUCAUCACCUACGUGCUCCUGUCCGUGUGGACGUGGAGCAUCCUUCAGUUUACCUUAGUCUUGACCAUCUACAACCGGCCACGAAGAGCCAGAGUCGUCGAGAAAACAACGUCAAUUCUGAUAGAACAUAAAGAGGGAGUGAAGUUGGAGAUAAUCGCCAUCUUCAUCAGCAUGCUCAUGCAGGACGGUCCAUUCCUCUGCCUGCGAUUGUUCUGUAUGCUUCAGUUUCAGCUAUUCACGUAUAGCGUGGUGUUCUUCACUGCCAAGAACUUCCUUGUGAUCCUGCUGUUGGUGUACAGAUUAAGUAUACUGUGUUCUGAGAACUAUUGCAAAGGGGGAAAGAAAGGUGAUAAGUUGGAUGAGCAUGAUGAGUUGGAGAUGAAGAACGGGAAGCAUCCCCUGAAUCACACAACGUUUGUUGCCGUCAAUGAAGGUUAUCAUGGAGACAAGAAUAAUGGUGGAGCUGUGAGACAAAGGUCAAGGCCAACGUCUGAAGGAGCGAGCAGUAUUGAUAGUCUGAAUACUCUAGGAUUUCGAGUGAGUCAUCAGGGAGAAACGGAUGUCGACAAAGAGAGAUUGAGUCUUCGGGUUAGCAGUGGAGAAUCAGUUUCAAUCAGAUCGGAAGGAGAGGAAGUUGACCGUUUCCCGGAACCAAUGCAGCAAUCAUCCGGAGAGGAAACAAUUCUUAAAAAGGCAGAUUCGCUGGAAUCCUGUCAUUUGUGACAUUAGAAUGUCAGGCAUACAUUUAUCAUUUUGGUCAAAUCAUUCUAACACCAAUCGAAGCGGUUUUCAUUUUCAAACAGCAUUGUUGGAAAUCUUCGAGAAGAGAGCUGAAAAACGAUUGAAUCUGUUAUGUUCGAAGUGAAAUUCGCGACGAUGUUUUUUUUCGUUGAACUUAACAAACAGGUGAAGAUUUGAAACGGAUGCGGCCGGAUAGAGAGACAGGUGAAAACGCUCUUCUCGUUCAUCUCCCGACAAUGAAGAAACAAGGCGACCUGGUACCCAUUCCUAGUUUUGUUCCAGACGCUGCUCUGGAACCUUGUUGGAACAUAAGACGUUAUCUCUUUUAACAGAUCAUUGCUGCAUCAACUUAGAUAGUUAACGUCAAUGUUGAGUGACCUGAUCCAAUUUGGUCCCACCUUCGCCAUCCCCAAUGACCGUUUCGUGUAUU